Messenger RNA from Hydractinia symbiolongicarpus, 1876 nucleotides. RefSeq lists its product as uncharacterized. The transcript is spliced from 8 exons. NCBI's taxonomy places the organism in Eukaryota, Metazoa, Cnidaria, Hydrozoa, Anthoathecata, Hydractiniidae. Bases 218 to 1549 code for a protein of 443 amino acids. The record is from RefSeq and is a predicted model, not a curated record.
UCAUGGUAUGUUACAUUUGCGAAAACAAACGAGAUAUUCAUCCCGCUAAAAUCACGUUUUAAAUAUUCAUAAGGGUAGCUUCUCUUUUAAAACAAAAUCAUGUACACUGAUAUUAAAUAAUGCAUAUUUUGUUUCUUAAUUUGAAAAUGAAUAUUUGAUUUCCUCUUGUGACAUUUUGUGACCGGUCUAAAUCUAAGAAGGAUAGAAUUGGCGAAUCAUGGAUUCCUCAACUACAGUGUUGUUAAUCUUAAUUCUUGCGACAUCUGUUAAAAGCCACAACUUUCCUGAAUAUUACGAUGGUAGAGUUUUCACGUUCAUUAACGGUACAAGUCAAAGGUCGACACCUUUCAAGGCAAUUUCUUCAAAUAAAGAAUUCAACAAAAAGGAUUCCCCUGCGGAUGAUAGCAUAGCUACCCUUUUAACUAAUCCUUCGCGUUCGAUUCCGGCUAAUGCUUACAAUCCAUCUAACACACCACCACCGAAUAAAACAGGGACAUUUCACAAAGUAACAUUCAAGAAAGGAAUCAUCUCAUAUUUGGAAGUGCUUGAUGACUUUGAUUUCGAUGGCAACAAAACCGUUCCCGUCAGGCUUUGCACAUCUUGGUACACCUUCGAUCCGGCAGAAAGUAUCAAUCACGUUCCUGGAAUGUUAACAAAAGCUGUAGACGCUGGACAUAUAAUGAAUAUGACAAUGUUUUUUGACUAUACAUCAUUUACAGAGAAUGAAACAAAACAUUUCAAUGCUGGAAGAGAAUGGGAAAUAGAUGAAUAUUUAUGUUAUUACGAUGGUAGUUCAGCUAAGAUCAAUGUAUAUGGUAAAUGCGUCAUACCUUACGUGGACAUCAUAGCACAUUACCUCUCACUUUGGAGCGUUCAUUCCAUACCUAUUGCCGUGAAUGGAGAGAGAGUCCGCGUGUCGAAUGAUUUAGAAGCUGUUUUGAAUUAUUCUUGCGGUAUAAGUGGCAAGCCCAACAAGUUAGCCGGUUGUAGAAAUAGUUCGUUUGAACCGAUUUAUUAUGUUGACGCAAAGGAACAAUUGCUUAUUGAAAACGACGAAACGCUUUGGUACCGGUUUGAUACAAAACCCACUGGGCUUGGGCACGUUGUAAAUACUUCAUAUGGCUACAAUCGAUUUAAAAAAACGUACGAUCUUAACAUGACUAUUCUGUUCAACGAUUGGACAUUUGACAUGCCGAGCGGUUUGCUUAAUAACUACCGAGAUUUCACGAUCCAUUAUGAAAACAUGUAUUUGAUUGUACACUAUUGGGUGGAGGACGACCCUCCUCCGGAAGAGCGUGACAUUCCUGAGUCGUUUUGGGUCAUGGCGGUAAUUAUGAUCGCUCCGACAACAGUUCUUGUACUGGCGCUGUGCAUACUUGCAUUCACGUGUUCGAAACGGAGUUUCGACCUCCGCUUGUGGAAGUUUAAAAAUGAUCAAAAGAAAGUUGGUAGCGUUGAAGAAGCCAAGCAAAGACAAGUAGAGAAAGCGAUUAAACGACAUGAAGAAAGAAGAAGAAACGAACUGAGAGAAGAAGGACACGAUGUAUAAAAAGAAAAUUAAAAAAAUUUUAUUACCAGUUUCUGUCAAGAGAAAUUAUUAAAUGAAACUUUUACACAUAUAUUGUAAACGUCGUUGCCAGGACAUUUUGCCUUUUAUCUGGCCUACCCUACAAUAACGGGUAAAGGCAAGAGACUUGGGAACAAGGAUUAUUAAUGUUAUUUUCAACACUUGUAUUUUAUCAUCGCAUUCAUUUAAAUAAAUGUAAUAUAAAAAGAAAAUUUAUUGUUCCAAAUCAAACUAAAAAAGUCUAAAACGCUCUUAUAUCUAUUUCAGAACUAAACACUUUAUAAUUGAAUUUUCAGUUAUGUAAAAAUA